AUGAACAGCAAGCUCGUCCUCCUCGCAAAGUUCUUGAUUGUAGCUCUCGUAGCUCAAUCAUUGGCUUUACCAAUUGAUGUUUACACAUUCGGGAGAAAUGCGCUAAGAUCCCGGGCCUACUAUAGGACCAGCAAGCUUCCCGGGCGUCUGCUUCCCAGACAAGGAUGGAGUGAGCUCAAUUUUGAGCGUCCAGAAACACCCCCUGUACCGCCACCAUCGCCUCCACCAAUGCAACCCCUUAGCCCCCCUCCCUGGCACCGUUUAAGAAGAGCACAGACCCUACCAAACCUUGCAAGUGAAGCUCAGUCCAACCAGGCGCCGCCACCCGGAACGCAGGGAAGUCAAACAAACGUUGCAUCGGGCUCUGGAAGUCAAGCUCAGCAGCCAAACCAGCCUCCACGGCCUGCGCCUGGAACACAGCGGAACCAGGCAAACGUUGGAUCAAGUUCCGGAAGCGGAAGCGAAAGUCAGGCUUCAGGCUCAAGACCACCUGCACCAAAUCGACCUAUUCCGCCGACACCAGGAGCUCCCCAAGGCCAGGGGUCGGGAAGCCAAAACCAGGCGUCAGGCUCAAGACCACCUGCACCGAAUCGACCGGUUCCUCCGGCACCAGGAACUCCCCAAGGCCAGGCGUCGGGAAGCCAAAACCAGGCGUCCGGCUCAAGACCACCUGCACCGAAUCGACCGGUACCGCCGGCACCAGGAACUCCCCAAAGCCACGGGUCGGGAAGCCAACCAUCGCACCUCCAGGUUGGAAGUAGCAGCAACGCAAGCGGGAGCGGGUCAAGCCAGGCUCCACAGCCUGCACCUGGAACACAGCAGAACCAGGCAAACGUUGCAUCGAGCUCCGGAAACCAAAAUCAGGCAUCGCACCUCCAGGCUGGAAGUAGCAGCAACGCAAGUGGAAGCGGGUCGCAAACCGCCCAGGCUGGGAGCAACAGCAACGGGAGCGGUAGCGGAUCGCAAAAUGCUCAGGCCGGGAGCAGCAGGACCGCUAUCAUUGACUCGAUACGUCGAUCUAAGGUGGUUAGAAAAGUUAAAUCAAUAGGAUCCUUCUUCAAUGACAAAAAGAAAGAUGACCAACCGCCUCCACCACCACCGCCUGCUGCAGGGGGUGCCCCUGCAGCGUCGGGAUCUACGACAACAACUAAAUCCAGGGGUAUGUCCGGAGGUGCACCGAGGUCCAAAGGCAUGCCAUCCGCGGCGAAGUCAAAGCCCAAGGUACACGCGAAGCAACCGAACGGUGCGCAGAAUAAGGCAGGUCCGCUGGCCAACUUGGGUAAAAAGGCGACGGGUGUUGUGGCGAAAGCUUUGAAAGGUGUCAGCAAGGGGACUGCCAAGAAUGCUCCUGCUCCUAAGCAAAAACCUCCCCAGAACAAUCUGAAAGCGCAACCCCCCAAGGGAUCCGGAAGGAGGAAGUGA
This is a messenger RNA of Coprinopsis cinerea okayama7#130, 1422 nucleotides long. RefSeq lists its product as hypothetical. Bases 1 to 1422 code for a protein of 473 amino acids. The transcript is spliced from 6 exons. The record is from RefSeq and is a predicted model, not a curated record. Lineage: Eukaryota; Fungi; Basidiomycota; Agaricomycetes; Agaricales; Psathyrellaceae.